AACAUCUGGAAACGAUCAAAGGAGCAACUCUUUGACAGCCGUACGAUCAAAACUCAUUUGACACAUCUCAGUUUCUCACUGACUUCCUCUCAGUCAUCAGCUUUCUCCUUCUCUUUCUUCAGAUCUCUGCUUCUUCUCCUCGGUUUCAAUGUCGCUCCAUCUUCUUCUCCUUCUUCUGCUACUAUCCCUUGGAGCACCUUCGCUGCUCCAAGCGUCGGUGCAUGACUACCGUAGCGAGAGAUUCAUGUCCAAAGGCAACGCCUUUGUCUUCCACGGCGGCAGUGAAGGCAUCUACUCCUCUUCUCCCUCCGACAACUUCUCCUCCGACUCUGAUUCUCUCUCCUCCUUUAUACGUUUUGAGAAGAUCACAUUCCGGAGACCCGAGGAAGCUUCCAACACCUCUUCAUUACCUAUCCACGCCGUCCUUUUCGAGGUAGAAGACAGGGAGAACAUCGGAGGAUCAGCUUACGGUGGGCAGAGAGCUGUCUGCUGCACAUCUGAUCUCGCCAAACUCGGUGUUUGCUCACACGGAGAGAUCAUCCACCAUCCUUCUUCUAAAGACUCCUCCUGGCCUCAAGUCUUCGGUGUUUCCUUUGUUGAGAAUGAUUUGUCUGCUACGCUGCUUACAAGAUCGAUUCAGAUCACUAGGACAGGAAUGUAUAACCUCUACUUCAUCCACUGUGAUCCUGCUCUCAAGGACUUGGUCGUUGAAGGCAAAACCAUCUGGAAAAACCCUGGAGGAUACUUACCAGGUAGAAUGGCGCCGCUGAUGUACUUCUACGGGUUCAUGUCUCUCGCCUUUGUGCUCCUCGGAGUCUUCUGGUUCUCCCAGUGCGCGAGGUUCUGGAGAGAAGUGCUUCCCUUGCAGAAUUGUGUAACUUUAGUGAUAACGUUAGGGAUGUGCGAGAUGGCGCUUUGGUACUUCGACUACGCUGAGUUCAACGAGACUGGUGUUAGACCAACGGUGAUCACCGUAUGGGCAGUCACGUUUGGGUCUAUCAAACGCACGUGCGCACGUGUCAUCAUCCUUAUGGUUUCGAUGGGGUACGGUGUCGUGAGGCCUACGCUUGGUGGGUUUACAUCGAAGGUGAUCAUGCUUGGUGUCACUUUCUUCGCUGCUUCCGAGACUCUUGAGCUGUUGGAGAAUGUUGGUGCGGUUAGUGACUUCUCAGGGAAAGCGAGACUGUUUUUGGUUCUCCCCGUUGCGGUGUUGGAUGCUUUCUUCAUCAUAUGGAUAUUCAAGUCGCUUUCGGCUACUUUCAAGAAGCUUCAGACGAGGAGGCUGUUGGUGAAGUUGGAUGUGUACAGGAAGUUCACUAACGCUUUGGCUGUAGCUAUCUUGGUUUCCGUUGGUUGGAUUUGCUACGAGCUUUACUUUAAGUCUAAAGAUGUUUACAAUGAGCAUUGGCAAAACGCUUGGAUCAUUCCAGCCUUUUGGCAGCUUCUCUCCUUCUCGCUCCUGAUUGUUAUCUGCUCUCUCUGGGCUCCAUCUCAGAACUCGACUAGGUAUGCAUUCUCUGGAUCUUCUGGUGAUUCGAGCGGGGAGUUUGAGAAGGAUGAUUACACACUGACCCUCAUUAAACCAUCUCCGGUUCCUUCUCAUGAAGCCAAGAGCGUCUCAGAAGCUAGAUCUUUGCCUGACCAAGAAGAUGCAGAAGAAGAUUUGGAGGAAGACAAAAGAGAGUGAAGUAGUGAAGACACAAUAGUUACAAUAGAUCUUCCUCUACUUUGACACUUCUUUCUCUCUUUAUAGACAUCUCAAAGUUUUAUUAUAUGUAUUUCUUGUAGGUCACGUGAGUUUUAGUUUUGUACAAUACUAAGGUCAAGAGACCAACCAAAGCAGCCUUUGUCUUCGGUGUUUUAUAGUGCUUUAGUUUGUGUACCCAUGUUUUUGUUACCAUAUGUAAUGUUGAAAUUUCAUUUUCCUAA
Messenger RNA from Brassica napus (rape), 1929 nucleotides. Its product is annotated as transmembrane protein 87B. The coding region runs from base 149 to 1687 and encodes 512 amino acids. NCBI's taxonomy places the organism in Eukaryota, Viridiplantae, Streptophyta, Magnoliopsida, Brassicales, Brassicaceae. The record is from RefSeq and is a predicted model, not a curated record. Gene Ontology annotation, cellular component: membrane; Golgi apparatus. The transcript has 4 exons. Gene Ontology annotation, biological process: transport.